Molecule: messenger RNA, 1260 nt
Organism: Peronospora farinosa
Lineage: Eukaryota; Oomycota; Peronosporomycetes; Peronosporales; Peronosporaceae
Source: the annotation of a GenBank genome assembly
AUGAGUGUCUCUCUUAUAAGCUGUAGUCGGUUGUUAUGUGUGGUGGCAACACUGUUUACUGCAUUGUAUUCCUCUCCUGUCUAUGCCAAAAGUUUGGACUACGUCUCAUUCGAGAAACCAUUUGACAAUAUCAAUGACGCAGGACUGCGCCAGAUCGGAGACUAUUUUGUGUACGGUGGAGAUACGUCCGUGAACCGCCACUUUGUACGACUGACGCCUGAUCGUCAGAGCAAGCGCGGUCAUAUUUGGGGUAACAAGAAAUUGGCUGUCAAGGAGUUUGCUGCCGUACUCACGUUCCGUAUCAGCGGUCAAGCCAAAUCCUGGUUUGGUGAUGGCCUGGCACUUUGGCUCACUACGAGUGAAUAUGUACAGGGUGAUAAUCAUGGCUUUAUUGGAGACUUUAAGGGUGUUGGUGUCAUAUUCGAUACGUUUGUGAAUGAGGAGCACAAUGGUGGCCACAAGGACGUGACGUUCUUUGAGAACGACGGCACAAAGACACUGGACCAGCUCCAUGAUAUGGAAAAAGUCGGCUGCAUGGCCCCCGGUAUUCGCUACCACGAGAAGAAUGCGGCAUUUAGCCCGUCGCUCAACAUGUCGCGUGCUAGAAUUACGUACACACAGGCGGAUCAGCAGUUUUCGAUCUUGAUUGAUGCUGAUGCCUCGGGCAACUGGGUCAAGUGCUAUAACCAGCGUCUUACCAUUGGUGACGACUGGAUUCACGACGCAUAUGUCGGUAUCACGGCUUCGACUGGCAGUCUCGCUGAUAACCACGACGUCAUUGCUUUUACCGCUUACGAUGAUGUUGUUGACUCGCUUGCUACUCAGGACGAUGAAAAACAGCGCAAUGCUGUUGAUAAGGACCUUGAAACCACUUUGAGCAACGGAAACAAUGACGACAAGAUGAAGGUGGUCAAACGAAAAUACAAUCAGUUGCUCGAAGAAUUUGAGUACCAAUUCACUGCACUAAAGGAAUCAACGCAGAACACAAUCCAGAAGCUGGAGAAACAAGGCGUUGAGGAUUGGAAGCGGAUUGAUGAACUUGAGGCUUGGGCAAGUGGAAAAGUGUUUGAGCGUGUGCAAAGCACAGCGAAUGUGAUCCGUGACCACGUGGAUACGCAGUUGGAAGAGACUGUUAAGGAAACGGCCGCCAACUCUAGUGGCUGGAAGAUGCCGUUUUUCAUCGUUGUGUUCAUCAUUGCUUGCGUUGCGGCUAUCGGAUACAAGAAGUACCAGGACCUCCGCAAGACCCACUUCCUGUAA